UUUUUUUUUAAAGAAAAGAGAAAAUUGCCCUUGACUAAAACUAAUUUUGUCAUUUUAGAGCCAACUCCUUCAGUCUCUCUCUCUUUGAACGCUUCUCCUCUCUCUCUCAAAGUCUUUUUUGUUUCUCCCUCUCUGGAAACUGGAAAGAAGGAAUCUUGGGGUUUUGAACAGUGAAUCUUUGCGGCAUCAGUGUAUCUGGAUUGAAGUUGGAUAUCAUUUGGCUGCCAUUCAAAGGACUAUGUGAGAUCUCUUAUCAUUCACUAUAAGGAAGGAGCGGUGCAAAUUUCUCAUGGCAACUGAGAGUCCAAUUAGAAUUUCAGAAAUGAGUGGAAAAUGGCCCACCCAUCAGGAGGCUGCAGCAUUUUCAGCAUCAUCUACUAAUCUCGCAGCAGAAGAAUUAGGACUGCUUCAAAGGGGUCAUAGGUAUCUUCCAAGUGGAACAGAGGCAGUCCCUAAUCGUAGUGGAAGUGCUCCUCCAAGCAUGGAGGGUUCUUAUUUGGCCAUAGAUAACCUUAUAUCCCAGCAAAACCCCACCGUUAAUGUGAACUCAGCUAGUUUGAACAGUGCACUAGCAAAAUGUCAGUCUGAAGAACAGUUAUGUGCUCAUCCAGCCUACAUAGCAUAUUACUGUUCAAAUGUCAAUCUUAACCCUAGACUUCCUCCUCCACUUAUCUCAUGGAGGAAUCAGCAUCUCAAGCGUCAUAUUGGUAGGUUUGGCAAUAAUCAGGUUUUGAGUUCUAUAGAUGACAGUGGUGAUACUUUUUUGCAUUUCUCAAAAGGCUCUCUUUCUACACACAAUGAAGUGCCAGAGGAUGAUCAGUCGCCCCAUCAAUCUUCGGAUGAUUUGAUAGAAAGCGCUAAUGGGUUUUUGUUUGGACAGGAUGUGGCUUCACUGGUUGGCCAACAGAAAGAACCUGUCAAUUUAGUAAAGGAAAACUUCCCCUGCAUUUCAUCACCUGUAUAUAAUCAGUCUCAACCUCUAAGUUAUGGAAUAACAGAAAUAGAUUAUUGUGACGGUGAUUCCAAUUCCCUGCAUGACCUCUCUAUUACUGCUGCAAGUACUAUUACCUCAACUUUGGACACAGAUAGAGGGCUAUCAUCUAGAGUUGAUCAAAAGACUGUGCCUACUUCAAACUCAUUGUCCCAUCCUUGUACAGCAACUGCAUCAGCCGUGCCUUAUCUUCAAAAAGGAGUUCUACAUGAUAGAGAUAUCCAUCUGAAGGAUGAAGCUAUUGUUGGCGAUGCUAGUAGCUCAGAUGUUUCUGUUAUUGAGUGUGAGAUGAAAGAUCUUAAUAUAUCUACCCUGCGCCUGCAAAAUUCUGAAAAUCAUAAAUAAAAGAAUCAAGAACAAAAGCGACGUCACUACCAGAAUAGUUUGGUCCAACACCAAGGACCAUUACAACAACCAAGCAACCCAUUUCAGGUUCAAACUGCCAAGUCCCAAUCAACUCCUCAGGGACUAAAUGGUGCUUACAUUGGCAUGGAUCAGUUUAUGCAAGCCCCCUCCAAGUUUGCAGCUGAGGUACAGCCGGUACUCCAGUCAUCUGGGUUCACACCACCAUUUUAUGCAACUGCAGGAUACAUGACUACACCAAAUCCGUUUUAUACAAAUGUUCAAGCUCCAGGUUUACCUUCUCCUCAGUAUGGUGUAGGUGGAUAUGGUUUUAAUUCUUCUGCUGUUCCCCCAUUUAUCACUUACCCACCUAGUGGUGCUAUUCCAUUUGUUUUUGAUGGCUCUAUGGGUCCAAACUUCAAUUCACAGAUGCCUGGUGUUUCAUCUGGUGGAAGCAUUGCAAAUGGAGCUGAUAUGCAACACCUUAACAAGUUCUAUGGGCAGUUUGGAUAUGCAGCCCAAUCUUCCUUUGGUGACCCACUUUAUAUGCAAUGUUUCCAACAGCCAUUUGGGGAAGCGUAUGGUAUUUCUGGUCAAUAUGACCCUAUGGCUAGGGGUGGCAUCGUUGGGAGCCAGAAUAGUGGUUUUGACUCUCAUAAAGGGUCUAACCUUGCUGUUUGCACAGAGGAUCAGAAAUUACAACAUCAGCGAGGUGGAGGAUCAAGUAAUCUGAAUACAGGUAGAGGAGGGUUGAUGAGCCCUCAUUACGUUGGAAACCCUCAAAACAUGAUACAAUAUCCGUCUGCGUCGUUUGCUAGUCCAUUUAUGCCUGGAUCUCAAGUAGCAGGGACAGGUGUUCCUGUUGGGAAGAAUGACAUUAGAUUUGCAGCUAGUUCUGGUGUAUAUUCUGGAUGGCAACCUCAAAGAGGAUUUGAGAGUUCUAAUGACCCCCAGAUAUAUAAUUUUCUUGAAGAGUUGAAAUCUGGGAAAGGCCGAAGAUUUGAGCUAUCUGAUAUUGUAGGACAUGUUGUUGAAUUCAGUGCUGAUCAACAUGGGAGUCGAUUUAUUCAGCAAAAGUUAGAAAAUUGUAGCAUUGAGGAGAAGGCAUCUGUAUUCAAAGAAGUUCUUCCACAUGCUUCCAAACUAAUGACUGAUGUCUUUGGUAACUACGUUAUUCAGAAGUUUUUUGAGUAUGGAAGCCCUGAGCAGAGAAAGGAACUUGCCAAUAAGCUUUCUGGUCAGAUUUUGAAUUUUAGUCUGCAAAUGUAUGGCUGUCGUGUAAUACAAAAGGCACUUGAAGUUAUUGAUCUUGAACAAAAAGCUCAGCUUGUUCGUGAACUGGAUGGACAUGUUAUGAGAUGUGUACGUGAUCAAAAUGGAAAUCAUGUCAUACAAAAGUGCAUUGAGAGUGUCCCUACAGACAAAAUUGGGUUUAUAAUUUCUGCUUUUCAUGGUCAAGUUGCAACACUUUCUACUCAUCCUUAUGGUUGCCGUGUCAUACAGAGGGUUUUAGAACAUUGCACAGACGAGCAGCAAUGCCAGUUUAUAGUGGAUGAAAUCUUGGAAUCUGUUUGUGCUCUUGCUCAGGACCAAUAUGGGAAUUAUGUUACCCAGCAUGUAUUGGAGAGGGGAAAGCUUCAAGAAAGAAGCAAAAUUAUUAGCAAGUUGUCUGGGUAUAUUGUGCAACUGAGCCAGCAUAAAUUUGCAUCAAAUGUUAUUGAGAAAUGCUUGGAAUAUGGUGGUCCCUCUGAACGAGAACUAAUAGUUGAGGAGAUUGUUGGACAUACUGAGGGAAAUGAUAAUUUAUUGAUAAUGAUGAAGGACCAAUUUGCAAAUUAUGUUGUCCAGAAGAUUUUUGAAACAUGUACAGAUAAUCAACGAGCAGUACUGCUUAGUCGCAUCAGAUUGCAUGCUCAUGCUUUGAAAAAAUAUACUUAUGGAAAACACAUUGUUGCUCGGUUUGAGCAGCUAUUUGGAGAAGAAAAUCAGACUACAGGGUCUUGAUACAGACAUUAAGGGAGUUUCUGGGAUGUCCUCCAAGUGCUGUUGAGGCUGGGAAAGCAUUGCAGUGAAGGCCUGUUCAUUGAACGGUUCGAAGUCUUGACAUGGGUUCCUCGGCUGGUGGAUCUAACGAUGGGUGUCAGAUGGCUAAGCCCAAUGAUGUCCCCUGCUGCAGGAAGUUUCAAUCAUUAGUGACAGUGACAGGGUUUAUAAUGUUCAACCAGUAAAUAUAUGUAUAUCUAUCCAUGUUUAUGUUUGCGUAGCAUAAUUAUUCUACCUGAAAAAGAAAAUGAAAAAGGAAAAAUAGAAUUAUGGGAUUCUAUGUAGGAGAUUGCAAUAUAUUUUUAAGGGGAAUUACUUGGAACUAGAAACUUGGAAGGAAGCCCUUCCUGAUGCUGUAAAAUUAUUUACUGCAACUGUUAUGCAUGUGUGGUUUUAAUGGAAAAGAAAAAGAGUAUGGGAUCUGGAAUUUA
Messenger RNA from Theobroma umbraticum, 3807 nucleotides. RefSeq names its product pumilio homolog 5-like. The record is from RefSeq and is a predicted model, not a curated record. Lineage: Eukaryota; Viridiplantae; Streptophyta; Magnoliopsida; Malvales; Malvaceae.